Hydractinia symbiolongicarpus is the source of this 4334-nucleotide messenger RNA. RefSeq lists its product as uncharacterized. Lineage: Eukaryota; Metazoa; Cnidaria; Hydrozoa; Anthoathecata; Hydractiniidae. The record is from RefSeq and is a predicted model, not a curated record. Gene Ontology annotation, cellular component: membrane. The transcript has 17 exons. Bases 504 to 4166 code for a protein of 1220 amino acids. Gene Ontology annotation, molecular function: wide pore channel activity; calcium ion binding.
GCGUCAUUUAGUAAUUGCACGAAACCGUUACAAAGCGUUAUGCAUUAAUAUUAUAAAUCAAUAAAUAAUAUAUCAUCAAAAGACAACGGAGGUCCAAGAAAAACAUAUUUUUAUAAAUUUACCUUUUUUUGUUAUUUUUUUUUGUACAUUUCUUUCUAUUAUUUUUGAUGUCGAUAUUUCUUUUAAGUGAGGUUCAAUUAUGUAUUCUUUUAUCAUUUAUUAAACAUAUUUCCAUGACAGAAAACAUUCUCCGCAAAAUUUUAGAGAGGAAAGAAGAACGAAAAUAUGUUCACCCCCUGUGGACACAAAUGUUUGUUUUAGACUGUUUGACCAGGCUUUUGUUAAAUAAACUCAUUUAAAAGGGUAUUAUUUUGGGAGAAGAACAGAUGCAGAGUUGAAGUGCAACGAAUGUGGGAAAAUAAAAUAGAAUUUGGAAAUUUGUUUUUGCAGAAAAUGUUUACCUUUCACACAGUUAGUAAAACAAGUACAAAAACAUCAUAAGAAUGUCGUUUGUUCCCUGUGUCUUCUUUGCUUUCAUCAUCACACUGAAGAUUGGAAAAGGAGUUUCAAACAAUGUUGUAACAAAAUCCUAUGAAGUUUUAUAUGUACAUAAAGGAAAUGUUGAAGUGCCUGACGGUAUCUAUUGUAACAAACAAAUCAUUUCUGUUGAGAAAUCAGUAUUUACACCAGCACAUAAUUCUACAACUAGUUUCGUUCAAAAAGACAGUGUUGAUGACCAGGACGUAGAAGAUGUGAUACUUUGGGAAAUACAAGGAGUGUUAAACUUCAAGAAUUUUGUGAAUGAGACAUUCAAUUUGGAUAGCAUUAAAGAUAGAAGUGGUAAACUGGAAAUAGAGUAUAAAUGUGUGAAUAUUACAACAGAAUGUACAGACUGUGUGGUGGAUGGUACUACCUGUUUAUCAUCAAUUAAGGGAAGUGAAUGUAAGUGCUUAGAGGUUCCAGACAAGACAUGGAGUUAUACAUUUUGCUCUGGUGCAAAAUAUAUUGGUUGUUAUAAAGUACAACAGGAUAAAGCUUUCCUUCAUCAACAUUUAAAUUUAUCUCUGCUACUUACUCCUCAAGCAUGCAUUCAAGCUUGCCAAAUGCUAGGAUAUCAAUUUGCCAUUUUAAAGGGAUUAAAAAGUGGUUGUUUCUGUGUAAGAGAUAUUAACGCUACUGAAGCUGAAGAUGAGUCUAAGUGUGCAUCACCAUGUCAUUAUAACCCACUUUACAGUUGUGGAAAAAAAAUGUAUGGUCAUGUAUAUGAAACAAAUGUUGUUCCAGAUAAUUCUUCUUGCGCUAAUGCUCAAAUAUGUCCUAAUGGUACAACAUGUCUCAGUACAUUUGAUUCAUAUAGUUGUCUUUGUAACAAUAAAGGUGAUCAACCAUUAAAUUGCUAUGGCUGUUUUCAAGGUUGGAUGUCAAUGCCAGGUCUUAACAGCUGCUAUGCUGUCGUUAAUUUUUCUAAAUCCUUUGAAGAACAUGUAGAGAAAUGUAAGCUUAUAUAUGGUGAAGCCAUUGACCUAAGUCGCUUGAAUUCACUUGAGAUGUUAAUGUUCUUUUUCCGUAUAAUUGUGGAAACAUUCAUGAAGAAUUCAUAUUCAGACAUGGUAAAAAGCAUUAUUGCAAUUACCAAGAGGCCAUACAGUAUCCAUCAAUUGGCAAGUGUUGUUCCUAUUUGUCAACGAGAGAAAAGGUCUGUUAUUGGGAAAUUUCCAUGGGCAUUGUGGCCGAGUGGAACUUAUGGUCUCCCAAUGCCACUGACUGGCUGUCCAAAAGCAUUUGAUUUUAGUUGGCAAACAGGUCUUUAUCGUCAAGAUACAGAAGAUGUAAAGAAUGAAAACAACCAUACUAUUGACAGUCAUCUCUUAGGAAAUGUCAACAGCCGUUACAUUGAGCAAAGUUAUUGUAUCAAAUCAACUUUCACAAAAUCAAAUUCGUUUUGGCCGGAUGGCAAGUAUUGCAUAUACAAAAAAGGAGAAUGUCCUCCAAAUAUGUUGUCAGGGGAAAUAUUUUGGGAUGAUGAAGAUUCGAAUAACACAAAUAAGGCGGAAGGAGUUCUACCAGAUGGAAUGUUUAAAGCUGACACAAAAAUAAAUUUCUGCUGCAUAAUUACUGGUGAUACAACCCAUCCUAUAAUUCUUCCGCGAGACAAGCCAUUCUUUUUAUUUCCAUUUGGAUCAGCAACUUGCCAGUCCGUUGUUGGAACUGCAGUGCAUUUGGAACAUAUCCAAUAUGACCUGGAGAAUGAUUAUGGUAAUGUUGGUGGACUGGUCGCAUUCAAAAACUUUCAUCCUUUUGCUAAAAUUUCAGAAGCUAAAAAUCAUUUAAUUUUGUACUAUUGUUAUUACAACCCAGUACCAAGUUGUGGUGCACCGUUAUCUUCUGGUCAUGCUGAGUUUGAUGUGAAAGAUUUUUCGGUUGGGAGAGUGCUAAAAUACAAGUGUGGCAAAGGGUAUGAAAACGUUGGAGAUCAUCAAGAUGUUUGUUUGAGUUCGGAGACAUGGUCAAGUUUGAAAGGACCAGAAUGCAUCGAUAUUGAUGAAUGUAAGGUUGGCCAUGCAUGCCAUGUUAAAGCCAAUUGCUACAACACGAGAGGUUCUUUCUCGUGUAAAUGCAACCCAGGCUGGCACGGUGAUGGAAAAUAUUGUGAAAUCACGCUAUGCAAAGAUCCCCAUAAAAUUGCAAAUGGUGAGAUUGUGAUGACAGAUAAUUCAUUGAAUUUACCAGGAUCAUCUGUUAGAAGUCGAUGUAACAACGGCUAUGUGAUGUUAGGUUGUAAUGUUACAUAUUGUUUACCAUCUGGUGAAUGGGAGGACUUUCCUACAUGCAAGGAUGUUGCAUCAUAUUGUUUACCGGGAACGUAUCAUUGUGUUAAGAGGCGAACAAAGAUUUUAAUACCGAAGAUUCAAAGCGUGAGUUCUCAAAAAAUGGCAAUGUGUUGCUCGUGUCAACGGAAGACGAGGAAUGAAACGAUAGUAUCGAACGACGAUAACACGUGGAGAAGGACAGUGAUUAUUAUUGUUUGUGCACUGGCGGGUUUCAUUAUCGUUGUUGUGUUGGCUGUUUUCGUAAUCUUGAAGUUGAAUCUUCGAAAAAAUAAUGCGUCUCGUGAAAGUAUGCAAAGUAACGGCAGUAUAUACGCUGACAUCAACGAAAUAAAACUCGACUUUAAAAUUGAUAAACGAAAAGGUUCUUCUACGUCUAACACGACAAACAGUACCGAACUGAGAUUUACAUCUUCGCCACCACACCCCCCGCCAAGAUCAUCUGUGACGGAGUCUUUAUCAACAUCCAGUAGAAAGUCAUCAUUAUUUGUUCCUCCUGAUCGAAUGAAUUUUCGAAGGCGAAGUGAUUUCGGUUCGACGGAUUUACAUCUUGUUCCACCAAAGCAGUUUUCAACGAUUUUUCAACCUGAUCAUUUUAUGAAGAAUCCAAGGCGUAAUGAAGGUACCCCUUCUCUCACGCAGUUUAAAUUAAAUUCAAUGACUAAAUCACAGAGAAGAUAUUCAGAAUUUAAGCAUCCUGCUUAUCUUGGUGCUCAAAGUAAUGCAUAUUGCCAUCCUUCUUUGAGCUUGUUAUCCAGACUUGACAAAUGCGCCACUCCCAUUGCUGAGUCAGAGAACGAGAGUGAUGAUGAAGAAAGUCCGUACAUUGAUGUCACUGGAAGUUUUAUAGAGACAGAGUCACUAGCUGAGGGUACUGACCACUACCGGCAAGUACCAAAGCGUCCGGUUUCUAUUGGUCUUCGUCACCGGAGCGUUACAAUGGGUCCGGAGGUUUCCGGGCUGGAAACAGCAAGACAAACCUACCAAGCAGCUUUAUUUGGUGAUUUACACAGAUCUCACUCUCUUCCGGUGUUUGUUACUGCUUCCGGAUCGAAUUCUUCAGAUGAAGUUGAUGCAGAUAAUGAUGAUGUGUUUUUUUCCGAUGAUCCAGAUAAAAAUAAACGCGAGAAACUACAGCAAAAGAGAAAAUCAGGCGCAUCAAAAAUUUCCUUGAAAGUCAAAUUAACAUCCUUUUCACAUCGACAUAAUAACGAAAAAAACGAAAAACAAAAAGUUUCAUUCUGUGAUUUAUCAUCUAGACUAGCGAAGUAUAAAAUAACCUUUAAUAAGAAUUCUUCGACAAAACGCCGAUGUCGUUCUGAUACCAAUCCAUUUUAACUGGAAGAGAUAUCUCGUCCGUCAAAGUGAAGUUAUUGAUUUACUGCGUUGCCUUCUCGUAUUUUAUGCAGCGACUAUGGGAAAAUGCAAAACUAUGUCUCGAAUCUUUAAGUUUGUAAAUUAUAUUUGUCUCAAAAGAAAAACUGUAAAUAAAGCGACAAUCACGUA